CUUUACCAUUUUUUACUAUUUUUUUAAUUUUCUACCCCACCUAUCUCUUUCCCUUUUUAGAUAUCCAAUUUCAAAAACUCUCACACCUUCACAAUCACUGUACUUCCCCCUCACACUUUUUCUCUCUCAAUCAAAUCCCCAAAAAAACCCAUAAUUUUUUUUGUAAUUUUCUGGAGUUUUUGUUAAUCAUGGAACCCAAAACUGAGUUAUCACUCGGUGGUGGAAUCAGGAGUUCUGGGUUUGUUACAACUAAAAUGGAGGAUACAGAAGAAAAAGAAGUGAUAGAGUUGCCAAAACCAUUAGAAAAUUUACAUGAAAUUGGACCACCCCCAUUUUUAAGUAAGACAUUUGAGAUAGUAGAAGACCCAGAAACUGACACAAUUGUUUCAUGGGGUGUAACUUUUGAUAGUUUCAUUGUUUGGGAUAUCUCUAAGUUCUCUGAUUUGCUUUCUAAGUAUUUUAAGCAUCGUAAUUUCAACAGCUUUGUCCGUCAACUUAAUACUUAUGGAUUCAGAAAAGUCCAUCUUGAUCGGUUGGAGUAUGCAAAUUCAGGGUUUCAAAAGGGUAAAAAGCAUUUGUUGAAGACUAUAAAAAGGAGAAACCAUGGUGCAAACAACAAUACUGCACUAUUGCUCCAAAGAGAGACUGCAAUAGAAAAUAUUAAGAAAGAACAGGAGGCGCUAAAGCUCGAGAUCCUUGAUCUUAAGAAAGAACAACAGAACUCGAACACGUGUUUGGCUGCAUUGGGAGAGCGUGUGAAGUUCGUUGAAUGGAAGCAACGUGAGUUCAUUAUGCUCAUUGCCAAGGCAAUGAAAAGAACUUCCUCAUUUCAGCAGGUUCUCCAAAACUAUAGGCACAACAAAGUUCUGAGUAGUGGAGAAUUUUACAAGAAACGUAGAUUGGCCUCAACUAGCGACAGUCUGGCACUGGCAGACCAGUUUCUGGCAAACAGUCCGACCACGACCCAAAAUAAGGAAGAUGUGUCUACUUUUCAGUAUGAAGCAAACUCGUUUGUUGGGUCUGCGGGCCAAAAGUCGAACUUGGCAUCCGAGACUAGUAGUCCAGAUUUGUCUUCUGGAAGCUACAUAAUGUGGGAAAAGCUAAUGGCAGAUGAUGUGAUCUGUAAAGAUGAUAGGGAGGAGAAGUAUGUCCAUGAAUUAGAGAAUUUGAUUACUAAACCAUCCAGCUUGAUUUGCAAAUAAUGUUGGUGAAAUAGCUUCUCCUACAGGUGAACUUUUUCCUGUACUUUCGCUACUACUUUUGUGAUUAAUAUUUUAUCUUCUUAAACAGGACAGUAGGACAUUGAAGCAGUAGGAACAGGAGUGAACAUAGAUCGUGUGUAGGUAGAUAUCAUAUGUUGGCAAGGAUAGGAGUUAACUCAAGUGGGUAUAGUGCUCCCCUUUGACCCAUGAGGUCAGGGGUUCGAUCCUUACUCCCAGCAUUAUGUUUCCUACAGGCUAGUAGCCUUGUAGUUAUGUUGGCGAUGCCAAGUUGUAAUCAGCUGGAUACUUGAUGUGUAUAGUAACUAUUUGUAGUUUAACGGUGUAAAUACUUGUUUUUUAUUUCGAUGAUUAUUUCAUGUCUUUUUAUGUGA
Molecule: messenger RNA, 1594 nt
Organism: Beta vulgaris subsp. vulgaris (sugar beet)
Lineage: Eukaryota; Viridiplantae; Streptophyta; Magnoliopsida; Caryophyllales; Amaranthaceae
Product: heat stress transcription factor A-7a
Exons: 2
Coding region: 189-1202 (337 amino acids)
Biological process (GO): regulation of transcription by RNA polymerase II
Cellular component (GO): nucleus
Molecular function (GO): DNA-binding transcription factor activity; RNA polymerase II cis-regulatory region sequence-specific DNA binding
Source: RefSeq, a predicted model, not a curated record